This is a messenger RNA of Hemicordylus capensis (graceful crag lizard), 2300 nucleotides long. RefSeq names its product E2F associated phosphoprotein (gene EAPP). Bases 107 to 1954 code for a protein of 615 amino acids. Gene Ontology annotation, biological process: positive regulation of cell population proliferation. The record is from RefSeq and is a predicted model, not a curated record. Lineage: Eukaryota; Metazoa; Chordata; Lepidosauria; Squamata; Cordylidae. The transcript has 3 exons. Gene Ontology annotation, cellular component: nucleus.
UCGCCUAGACAACUUCCGGGCUUGGCGGAACCGGAAGAGGUGGGAAGCGUUUCUGAACAGGCCGAGGAGAAAGGAGGUUGUGAUUGUUUGUCAGGAGACCAUCACCAUGAGCCGCUUGCAGGAGGAGGAUGACCCCUACCUGAUCGAGGAGCCCAGUGAUGAGGAGCCGGCACAGAGCAGCUCUGAAGAUGAAGUGGAUGUGCUCUUGCAUGGCACUCCUGAACAAAAGCGAAAACUGAUUAGGGAAUGUCUGACUGGUGAAAGUGAAUCUUCUAGCGAUGAUGAAUUCCAAAAGGAAAUGGAAGCUGAACUAGACUGUACCAUGAAAAAUAUGGAGGGCAAGUGGAAGUCACAACUUUCAAAACAAGAUGAGCCUCUAUCCAACAUCCAGUACAUUGACUCCAGUUCCAAGGGUGUCCAUCUUCCUUCUGGGCCAUUGGAUUGUGACCACCCAUCCUCACGGUCCAGAGACCUCACAACUGAACUUUCUCAGCCUGUGGCCCCUCGGGCUACCCCUCGAUACCACCACCAAGGUCAGCAAUUUCCUCAACAUGCGCCCUUUCUUCCAACUUCAUGUAACACCUACCACGACCCUUAUUAUUCAGCUCAUUUUCAACAUGAGGAUUGUGACAGCUGGGAUUACUCCUAUUCUCAUUUUCGUUCUCCACCCCAACGUCGUUUUGUCCGCUCUCGAUCCCGUCACAGAGACCGCUCUCCUUCCCGUUUGCCACCUCCACAAUACUGGGACCAACCUUGCCAUUCACGUCACCGUCGCUAUCAUCCAGACUACUGCAGUUAUCGUAGGCCGCCUCCUUCUCCCACUGUUUCACAGCCUCCUUGGGGUUAUGACUUGCAGCCUGCUUCCUCAUCGAAUGUCAGAUUGGUGCCUCGGGUCACUGCCCCAGAAUCUACCAUGAUGGACCCUGUACCAGCCCUGGUGGAAGAACCCAUACCUUUUCCAACACCCACUUUGACACCAACCGUCAUACCUGCAGCUACUACCGAACCUCCACCUGAUCUACAUCUCGAGACAGUUGUUGACUUUGAGCCCUUUGCUUCCUCUGACUCAGAGUCUGAUGUCUCUUUCUCUUUGGAUGCUUUCUCGAGCUCAUCCCCUUCUGAGCUGGUGGGUGGCAAUAGACCGGACUCCCCUCCAGACUACCUCUAUACUGAACAAGUUACCCGAAUGGCCACAUCUCUCGGAAUCGAAGUCGAACAACAACAUCCCUGGGUUAAGGACCCAGUCUUCGAUAUGAUGAACACUGCAGUUGCACUUCCCAUGCCCCCCAGACUCAUUGAAACUGUGAAAAGCUUCUGGGAUAAACCAUCAUCCCGCUCUCCUACAUCUCAUUACCUCGAGACCAUGUACCGUGUCCAAGAACAGGACUGCUCUUUCCUCUUCCGCCAUCCGGUCACCAAUUCUGUAGUUGUCAAAGCGGCACAAUCCAGCAACAGACAGAAAGCACUCGCCACCCCCACUGAUCAUGAAGGUCACAAGCUUGAUAUUAUGGGACGUAAAUUCUAUUCCACAGCUGCCCUUCAACUCCGCAUCGCUGACUACCAGGCCUGUAUGUCACGCUAUCAGUACUUCCUGUGGGAAAAACUGACACCAUUCUUUGAAUAUCUGCCUGAAGACAAGCGGAAGCUUGCCACAGGUUUUCAGAAUGAAGCUUUCGACCUGGCUAGACAACAGAUCUGCAGCACCCUCCACCUAGGUGACUGUGCAUCCAGAGUCAUGGCCAGUGCUAUUUCACUCCGCCGCCAUGCUUGGCUUCGUUCAUCGGGUUUAGACCCUGAAACAUGCUCCCGUAUAGAAGAUCUGCCCUUCAAUGGAGAUGUACUUUUUGGAUCCCGCACUAAUGAUAUUGUGAAGCGUGCCCAAAAGCGAAGGUCAACUGUCCGUUCUAGGGGCCUAGCCCAACACCAAUCACGGUCCCGCCGUCGUAAGACUUAGUCUUGAUGCUCUUUCUUCUUGCCUACUGAUAGUUCUUUUUGUCCUCUUUUAUGCCUGCCUCCUAAAAGCAUUUUUCCUUUGCCUAUGUCAAAGCCCAUUACUUCCAGACCCAAGCCCCCCAUGCACACCAAACUAACAUGAGCACACACCCUCCCUUUGGCUCUAGACACCUCCAUUUCUUCCCAACUUGGCACCAUGUUACAUCUGGGUACUUACCAUCAUCUGCCUCAGAUUCCAGUGUGGAUUGAUUUAAAUCAAAACAAUUUAAACUUUACGUAUUUCUUAAUCAGAAAAUUGCAUCACUAAAACAUGUUAAUUUCACACUCAAUAAAGCAUUUGAAAGGUG